Kogia breviceps (pygmy sperm whale) is the source of this 2113-nucleotide messenger RNA. It is a transcript of the gene FLRT1, whose product is annotated as fibronectin leucine rich transmembrane protein 1. The record is from RefSeq and is a predicted model, not a curated record. Lineage: Eukaryota; Metazoa; Chordata; Mammalia; Artiodactyla; Physeteridae. Gene Ontology annotation, molecular function: protein binding.
CCCCAGCCAUCCACCAUGGUGGUGGCGCACCCCGCCGCCACCGCCACCUCCACGCCCGCGGCCACCGCCACGGCCACCGUCGUGAUGACCACGGCCACCAUGGACCUGCGGGACUGGCUUUUCCUCUGCUACGGGCUCAUCGCCUUCCUGACAGAGGUCAUCGACAGCACCACGUGCCCCUCCGUGUGCCGCUGCGACAACGGCUUCAUCUACUGCAACGACCGGGGGCUCACCUCCAUCCCCGCCGGCAUCCCCGACGACGCCACCACCCUCUACCUGCAGAACAACCAGAUCAACAACGCCGGCAUCCCCCAGGACCUCAAGACCAAGGUCAACGUGCAGGUCAUCUACCUGUACGAGAACGACCUGGACGAGUUCCCCGUCAACCUGCCCCGCUCCCUGCGGGAGCUUCACCUGCAGGACAACAACGUGCGCGCCAUCGCCCGGGACUCGCUGGCCCGCGUCCCGCUGCUGGAGAGGUUGCACCUGGAUGACAACUCCGUGUCCACGGUCAGCAUAGAGGAGGGCGCCUUCGCCGACAGCAAGCAGCUCAAGCUGCUCUUCCUGAGCAGGAACCACCUGAGCAGCGUCCCCUCGGGGCUGCCCCGCACGCUGGAGGAGCUGCGGCUGGACGACAACCGUAUCUCCACCAUCCCACUGCACGCCUUCAAGGGCCUCAGCAGCCUGCGGCGCCUGGUGCUAGACGGCAACCUGCUGGCCAACCAGCGCAUCGCCGACGACACCUUCAGCCGCCUGCAGAACCUGACCGAGCUCUCGCUGGUGCGCAACUCGCUGGCUGCCCCGCCCCUCAACCUGCCCAGCGCCCGCCUGCAGAAGCUCUACCUGCAGGACAAUGCCAUCAGCCACGUGCCCUACAACACGCUGGCCAAGAUGCGUGAGCUGGAGCGCCUGGACCUGUCCAACAACAACCUGACCACGCUGCCCCGCGGCCUGUUCGAUGACCUGCAGAACCUGGCCCAGCUGCUGCUCCGGAACAACCCCUGGUUCUGCGGCUGUAACCUCCUGUGGCUGCGGGACUGGGUGAAGGCACGGGCGGCCGUGGUCAACGUGCGAGGCCUCAUGUGCCAGGGCCCUGAGAAGGUCCGGGGCAUGGCCAUCAAGGACAUCACCAGCGAGAUGGACGAGUGUUUCGAGGCGGGGGUGCAGGGCGGAGCGGCCAACGCCGCUGCCAAGACCACGGCCAGUGACCACGCCUCUGCCACCACGCCCCAGGGCUCGCUCUUCACCCUCAAGGCUAAGAGGCCGGGGCUGCGCCUCCCUGACUCCAGCCUCGACUACCCCGUGGCCACGGGCGACGGUGCCAAGACCCUGGUCAUCCACGUGAAGCCCCUGACGGCGGACUCCAUCCGCAUCACGUGGAAGGCCACGCUCCCCGCCUCCUCCUUCCGGCUCAGCUGGCUGCGCCUGGGCCACAGCCCAGCCGUGGGCUCCAUCACGGAGACUCUGGUGCAGGGGGACAAGACAGAGUACCUGCUGACGGCCCUGGAGCCCAAGUCCACCUAUAUCAUCUGCAUGGUCACCAUGGAGACAGGCAACACCUAUGUGGCCGACGAGACGCCCGUGUGUGCCAAGGCGGAGACGGCCGACAGCUACGGCCCCACCACCACACUCAACCAGGAGCAGAACGCCGACCCCCUGGCGGGCCUGCCCGUGGCAGGAAUCAUCAGUGGCGCCGUGGCCCUCAUCUUCCUCUUCCUGGUCCUGGGGGCCAUCUGCUGGUACGUGCACAGGGCCAGCGAGCUGCUGACCCGGGAGCGGGCCUACAACCGGGGCGACCGGAAAAAGGACGACUAUGUGGAGUCGGGGACCAAGAAGGACGACUCCAUCCUGGAGAUCCGCGGCCCUGGGCUGCAGAUGCUGCCCGUGAACCCUUACCACAGCAAAGAGGAGUACGUGGUCCGCACCAUCUUCCCCUCCAACGGCAGCAGCCUCUGCAAGGGCGCGCACACCAUCGGCUACGGCACCCCGCGGGGCUACCGGGACGGUGGCAUGCCCGACGUAGACUACUCCUACACAUGAUGCCAGCACCCGGCUCCUGCCUCCUCCUGGUGUGGCGCCUGUGUGGCUUUGACCAGCCUGCUGCCAUCUGACA